Molecule: messenger RNA, 270 nt
Organism: Puma concolor (puma)
Lineage: Eukaryota; Metazoa; Chordata; Mammalia; Carnivora; Felidae
Gene: FAM25A
Product: family with sequence similarity 25 member A
Source: RefSeq, a predicted model, not a curated record
AUGCUGGGAGGUCUGGGGAAACUUGCUGCUGAGGGCCUGGCCCACCGCACUGAGAAGGCCACUGAGGAAGCUGUUCAUGCCGUUGAGGAGGUGGUGAAGGAGGUGGUGGAACACGCCAAGGAGGCCGGAGAGAAAGCCAUUGGCGAAGCCUUAAAGAAGGCCCAUGAGGCAGGGGACAAAGCGGUGAAGGAAGUCACUGAGACGGUGACCAACACAGUCACAAGCGCUGUCACCCAUGCAGCGGAAGGCCUGGGCAAGCUGGGACAGUGA